CUUAGUUUUCUCCGAAAAUGCACGGAUUAGUAGCACUGUUGGCCUGCCUGGCUGUGGGCAGUGCCUGGGCAGGGACUGUCAGCGUCGCUCGCAGUCCCUUCGCGCGAGAGGGUCGCAUAGUGGGCGGCGAGGACACCACUAUACAGGCCCAUCCCUACCAGGUGUCGCUGCAGACAAAGCGUGGCUCCCACUUUUGCGGAGGCAGCUUGGUCAACAAGAACACCGUGGUGACUGCGGCUCAUUGUCUGCAGGGCCGCACGGCCUCCAAGGUCUAUGUCCGCCUCGGUUCCACGCUGUACAAUGAGGGGGGACUGGUGGUGUCGGUCCGAGUGCUGGCAUACAACGAGAAAUACAGCUCCAGCACCAUGGAGUUUGAUGUGGGAAUCUUGAAGCUGGCCGAGGACGUUGAGGAGACAGAAGAUAUCCGGUACAUAGAGCUGGCCAAAGAGACGCCAGCCACGGGCACGCCAGCCAUUGUCACUGGGUGGGGAUCUAAGUGCUACUUCUGGUGCAUGACCCUGCCAAAGGUUCUUCAGGCAGUGACCGUAUACAUCGUGGACUGGCAGUUGUGUGCCUCGGAUGAGUACAAGUACGGCGAGAUCAUCUACGACACCAUGGUAUGUGCCUACGAAAAGAAGAAGGAUGCCUGCCAGGGCGACUCCGGUGGUCCUCUGGUGGCCGAGAACAAGCUCGUGGGCAUUGUGUCCUGGGGCUAUGGCUGCGCCUCAAAUCUGCUGCCCGGCGUCUAUGCCAGUGUGCCCGCUCUGCGUGAUUGGAUCGUUGAGAAUGCCGAAAGUCUGUAGUUCUUUCAAUAGCUCAUUGUUUGGUAUAGUUCGUUCCGAAUCAUGUAUACUUUCAGGGGUUCCACAGAAUUCCAGUACCUAAGAGAUUAAAAAUCAAUCAGAAAGCUCUCUAAAGCUAA
Molecule: messenger RNA, 922 nt
Organism: Drosophila pseudoobscura
Lineage: Eukaryota; Metazoa; Arthropoda; Insecta; Diptera; Drosophilidae
Gene: thetaTry
Product: thetaTrypsin
Exons: 1
Coding region: 18-803 (261 amino acids)
Biological process (GO): proteolysis
Molecular function (GO): serine-type endopeptidase activity
Source: RefSeq, a predicted model, not a curated record